Lycium barbarum (goji berry) is the source of this 992-nucleotide messenger RNA. Its product is annotated as methyl-CpG-binding domain-containing protein 4-like. Gene Ontology annotation, molecular function: zinc ion binding; DNA binding. The record is from RefSeq and is a predicted model, not a curated record. Lineage: Eukaryota; Viridiplantae; Streptophyta; Magnoliopsida; Solanales; Solanaceae. The transcript has 2 exons. Bases 336 to 818 code for a protein of 160 amino acids.
UCAAGUUCUCUCUAAUACAAAAAGUUUCCUUUAGCAAAUUUCUCGUCUUCCUUAUUUACCAUUCUCUUAGCGAUCUUAAGUAUAGUAAUCUAGGCUAACUUGGCAUAGCAAGAUCGUGAGCAAGUUUUCAAGUGCCGCAUGUGCGCUUAGCUAAAGACUAAGCACGUGACACUACAUUGUAAUUCCCAUACGUUUGUUUUUGUUUGGAGAACUAUAUAUUUCAGAGCAGGUCUCCAUUUUGGGAAGUAACAUAGUGGACUCCCUCAGCAAAAAAAAAAAAAAAAAGUAAAAAAUAAACACUGUGGGCUCGCCUUUUUGAUUACACGAACUCAGAAAUGGCAAAAGAUUCUCCGAAAACUCCCAAGACGUCAUCGAGAUCUGCAGGCAAUCUAUCGAUAAGUAUAUGGGCAGCCCAAUGUGGGAAAUGCUACAAAUGGAGGAAAAUUUCAACACAAGAAGAGUAUGAGGAAAUUAGGUCUAAGUUUAAUGAAGAACCGUUUCACUGCGAAAACAAACCCAAUGUUUCUUGUGAUGAUCCAACAGAGAUCGAGUACGAUUCUUUGCGAACUUGGGUCAUUGACAAGCCCAAUGAGCCUAAAACCCCAAUUGGGUUUAAGAGAGAAUUGUGCCUUAGGGGUGAUUACUCAGAAAUGGAUGUUUAUUAUAUCACUCCUUCGGGGAAGAAACUUAGAUCUACUGAAGAAGUGCGUACUUUUCUUCAGAAAAAUCCCGAGUUUAGUGACCUAUCAACUGAAGACUUCAGCUUUACAACCCCCCACAUUAUGGAUGAUACCAUACCCUUCCCUAGCACUAAAUGAGGGAGUCGAUGGAGCUGAAUUUUAGGUUUAUUUUCUUUGUAGAUGCUGUUAUUAGACUGCUGGCAUGCUUAAAUGCUCAACUUAUUCUACAUGUAUUGUUCUUUUUCAUCUUUUGUUGAAAAUCUCUUAUUAUGCAAAAAUCUAUAUAAAGAGAAUAGAGGAGCUUCCUAUCAA